Penicillium manginii is the source of this 615-nucleotide messenger RNA. RefSeq lists its product as uncharacterized. The record is from RefSeq and is a predicted model, not a curated record. Bases 1 to 615 code for a protein of 204 amino acids. Gene Ontology annotation, cellular component: nucleus. The transcript has 2 exons. Gene Ontology annotation, biological process: regulation of transcription by RNA polymerase II. Lineage: Eukaryota; Fungi; Ascomycota; Eurotiomycetes; Eurotiales; Aspergillaceae.
AUGUCGGACCUCCAAAUGGACGACCAAAUAUUCCCGGAGGCGAAUCACUAUUGUCAUGGUAUCACCGCUAGACGAAACCAAGAGCCUACACGAAAUGAGAACGGAGAAAUUAUCUCUUUCGAAAAUGACAAUAGAAUCAGCAGACACAUGGACAAGUAUGAGCGACCCUACAAAUGUCACGAAUCUGGUUGUGAGAAAACGCCAGGCUUCGGCUUGUAUACUGACUAUCUGCGGCAUCAACGAGAGGGCUACCAUAGCGGUCAAAAGCCCGGGUAUUCCCGUUUUUGUCCAUAUAAGGGAUGUCAUCGCCACGUUAACAAGCCUUUCAAGAGAGCUGAAAACCUGCGAGAGCAUAUGCGGCGUAUGCAUAAACUAGAAACCAAUGACCAUCUCGAACAAGGAGGAGACGUAUAUGCCCAGGCUGGUAAUCCAAAGGACGUUUCUUUCAAACCCCACGACAAUCGCAACCAAGCUACAUGCCUUUCUCGUGACAAUAUUCUACAAAUGGAGGCAGAUUCCCUCCGGGACAUGAUUGUGAAGAAGGAACAACGUAUCCAGGAGCUUGAGCGACAGAUAAUGAAAUUGGAAGCAAUGAAUCGUGGUCCCCAGAGCUAG